Molecule: messenger RNA, 1197 nt
Organism: Closterium sp. NIES-67
Lineage: Eukaryota; Viridiplantae; Streptophyta; Zygnematophyceae; Desmidiales; Closteriaceae
Source: the annotation of a GenBank genome assembly
UUCGCCAAGUAGCAAUCCAUGCAAGAGUGUCAGGUCAGAUCCCAUGUGGCCUUAAACAGAACCAAUAGAUGGUGCGUUGACCAUGGCGGAUUUCUUGAAUCCUAGUCUACCUGGCUCUCCCGAAACUUCUCGUUAAACUUCAGCGACGCCAAACCCGGCGAAUUCUUGAGCAUUUCGGGUCGGCGUUUGGAGGUGUUUCUAGGUUGGUCUGGCCUGAUGCCUCGAAGCGCCAAGCGGCGAGAGCUCGGAGGGGCUGGAGCUCCCAAGAUGUUUCUUGGCGGCGGCUCGGUGUUCCGAAAGCCGCAGCCGAUGGUGGUAGAAUGUAUACUCCGACGGCUCGAGGCGCGAUAUUGUGUAUUUGAAUGAGGCGCGCUCAGAUCGUUAGCCAUCGCAUUCAACAGCCAAGUAUUCAAGAUUUCCGGAACCUCCUAAUCCAAAUUCCACUCACCUGCUCUUAGAGUUCUGCAGCUCAAAAGCAUAUCGUCCUGGUUUUUUUUAUUAUUAUUCUACUCUAGUGAAAGAGAUACGACGUCACUAUGGCACACGGAAAGCUUGUCGCUUCCCUCCUCUUCCUGCUCGCCGCUCUCCUUGCGUUCUCCAACUUCCCUUCUGCUCGCGGUGCACGUGCUCCGUUCGCGACCCUUCCUGCGAGCGCGCCAGUGAUGAGGAGGGUGCUGUACAGUGGGCAGACGUGCUCGGACAAGUACGACACCAAGAUGCAGCGGUGCGAGGAGAAGGAGCAGCGGUGCCUGGACAAGGCGUGGGACUGGUGGAAACAGCAGAAGUGCACUGAUAAGCGCGGGGACUGCGAGUCUGAUGCCAGUGACGCGUACAAUGACUGCCAGACGGAGUGCACCGAGAAGUGCGAUGACAAGCUGGACGAUUGCUACAACCAGCACCACAACCAUGGGUGUGACAGGAAGGACCAGAAGUGCCGCGACAAGUGCACGUAAAGUGAGAUGGCAUGUGAGUCGGGUCGCGACGAGUGCAACGGGCAGCGCCCAGCCAUGGGUGGUGUGACAGGCAUGAUCAGAAGCGCCCUGAGGUGACAAAUGCAGCCGAAGCAGGGUUCGAGUGGGCAGCAACUGAGGAAUAGAGAUCAUCGUAGUACGGAUGGGUAUCACUUGUGCAGCGUUUAGUGGUGUGUUUAGUGAGUGUGUGUCCUGUAUUUAUGGUAAAUACAGUUCCUUUUGCCCC